Messenger RNA from Parastagonospora nodorum SN15, 1683 nucleotides. RefSeq lists its product as hypothetical. NCBI's taxonomy places the organism in Eukaryota, Fungi, Ascomycota, Dothideomycetes, Pleosporales, Phaeosphaeriaceae. The record is from RefSeq and is a predicted model, not a curated record. The transcript has 3 exons. The coding region runs from base 1 to 1683 and encodes 560 amino acids.
AUGAUCGAUGACGAACUAUCCAUCAGUCAGGCAAACAGCACAUACCGCUCCCCGUGGAAAGUUUCGUCUGAACACUACAAAACCAAUAGCAUCAGCUGGACUCUCGCAUUAGCUUUUGGUGUUGCGAUCGGCGGCGCACUACUCGUUCCUCUGGCGCAUAAGUCUCCCAAGGGCGAGAUCACACGACACGACUCCGUGGCAUCCUUCGACCUCACAGACCUCACCGACUCAUACCUCGUUAUGGCGCCGAACACUCCGCCCGGUCGACCUGGCACGCUUACAGCAGAAGAGGAGAAGAAGCUGCGCGAGCUAUGGGCUAUGACGUUGAAGGUGUUUGGCGUGGACGCAAGUGUGGAGGAGGCCAACGGCGCAGAAACGCCAGUCGCAGCAGCAGCAGCAAGCGACGCAGGGUCAGAGAAGGAUGUCAAGAAAGACAAGAAGAAGAGCAGAUUGAACGUGUUUCGACGGAACAAGGACGAUAAGACUGCCGACUCCAAGACGACUUCUGCGGGCAGCACGACACCGUCAGACAUAAGCUCGUUAUCCAUCUCUGCGGACGACGACAAGUUUGGCCAGACUGCAGACUUCAAGGCCGCGAUAGCGAACACGCCACCGGAGGAGCUGCGGAGGGCUUUCUGGAGCAUGGUGAAGCACGACCACCCCGAUGCUCUCCUGCUUCGAUUCCUGCGCGCAAGAAAGUGGGAUGUGGAGAAGGCGCUGGUCAUGAUGAUCUCGACCAUGCACUGGAGACUGGAUGAGAUGCACGUCGACGAUGACAUUGUCAAAAAUGGUGAACUGGGAGCUAUGGACGACACCAACGCGACCGACGCGAAAGUAAAGAAAAACUCAGAAGACUUCUUGGCACAACUACGGAUGGGCAAGAGCUACCUUCACGGCUUGGACAUCGAGGGCCGACCAAUGUGUUUUGUCCGCGCGCGAUUACACAGAGCAGGCGAGCAGACGGAAGAGAGCCUUGCGAAGUUCACCGUCUACACGAUCGAGACGGCAAGGAUGUUAUUGAGGCCCCCAAUUGACACUGCCACCAUCGUCUUCGACAUGACCGACUUCUCCAUGGCCAACAUGGACUACACGCCCGUGAAAUUCAUGAUCAAGUGCUUCGAAGCAAACUACCCCGAAUCACUCGGCACCGUGCUCGUCUACAAAGCCCCCUGGGUUUUCAACGCCAUAUGGAGCAUCAUCCGCGGCUGGCUCGACCCCGUCGUCGCCGGUAAAGUCCACUUCGCCAAAAACAUUGACGAGCUGGAGAAAUUCGUGCCCCGCAACCAAAUACCGAGCGAGCUCGGCGGCGACGAGAAAUGGACGUAUGCGUACCCCGAGCCCGUGCCAGGCGAGAACGAGAAAAUGAAUGAUCAGGCGACGAGGACGGCGUUGGAGGGCGAACGCGCGGAUGUUGUGAAGAAGUACGAGAACACGGUGGUGCAGUGGAUACACGAGGGCGACGGGGAUCUGGAGGAGAAGAGGAACGAGAGGAACGGCGUCGCGGAGGAAUUGAGGCAGAAUUACUGGAAACUGGAUCCGUAUGUUCGGGCCAGGACGCUGUAUGAUCGCAUGGGCAUGUUGAGUGAGGGUGGCCAGCUUGCUUUCUACCCGAAGGCACAGACGACACCUGCUCCGGCGGCGGCGGCGGCGAGAGUGUCGACGAGCGCGGAUGACUUGGAUUGA